Linum tenue is the source of this 445-nucleotide messenger RNA. The record is from the annotation of a GenBank genome assembly. Lineage: Eukaryota; Viridiplantae; Streptophyta; Magnoliopsida; Malpighiales; Linaceae.
GAUCUCCACACGCCACAGCCCAUGCUUUCUGUAGUCCUCGCCUUAUUCCUCUGUUUUAGGAGAGCCUUCUCUUCUCUGGUGAAACUCGACCACCACCAGCAGAUGAAAUUCCAUUACACACCAUCGACUAUUUCCAGACUCAUACUCUCUGUAUCCAGUCUGAAGAAUCAUUGCCGCCAUAGAGAGAGGACCGAGAAGACUGCUUUAAUGCCGAAUGAGGUCGUCGGGAUCGACUGAAGGAAUAUGGGAAGCGAAGAUUCGAUUGGGAUGAGGGGAAGGAGAGCAGGCGACGUUUUGGUUCGAAGUGUUGGGGUCAAGAUGGGAUUGAAGGAGCCGAGCGUGGAUUUGUUAGGGGUCGAGAAGGCAGUGGAGGUGCCUGUGCUGUGGACAACGAGUAGUGGAAGAAGGUAGGUGUGCAGAUGAGGCAAGGAGAAGAAUGACGGGU